UGGAUGUUGAACAUGUUCCAGACGUCGGCUGCUCUGCAAUGCUCACAAGGUGGUUCCCUCGUCUUUCACGCACUCGACAAACAACUUUCGGCCCUUUCUGGUUACGUUGGAGUAAAUAUCACCGCAUGUACCGAGUAUUUGAACUUUCAAGAUACAUGCAAUUCGAUGUUGCUCGCAAUGAACGACUGCCAAUUAUGCAGUAUUCAAAUCAUGGAGAAAAAUGGUUGGCGGCGGGUUUCGAACCUGCACUAUACAGGAGGAACAGAUUUCGAAUCUGUUAAGUACUUCUUGGCCAUAAGGCUUAUGCUUGACGUUUGAAGACCUAUCCAUGAGCUCAUGCUCAAGUUGCGAUCAGAUAGAAAAACUAUUGUCGCCAGGUUUCGAACCUGCACGAUCCAGGAAGAACAGAUUUCGAAUCUGUUAACCACUGGGCGAGGAGUGUUGUUGUUGGCGUUCAAAGACCU
This is a messenger RNA of Suillus subaureus, 464 nucleotides long. RefSeq lists its product as uncharacterized. Bases 4 to 318 code for a protein of 104 amino acids. NCBI's taxonomy places the organism in Eukaryota, Fungi, Basidiomycota, Agaricomycetes, Boletales, Suillaceae. The record is from RefSeq and is a predicted model, not a curated record. The transcript has 2 exons.